AUGGACCGUGCAAAGAAAUGCCUCGCCGUACUUGGCCGUAUCAUCGGCAUCAAGAAGAGGAAACCGGAACGUGACACCGAGGUUCUGGUCGAUACCAAGGCCGACAUCAAGUUCGACGCCGAAACCAACGCAGAAGUCAACACCAAAGUCGCCUGCUGCGCGUGUACCUGCCAUGGCCCCGAAGCCCAUACAGCCCCUAAACGUAAAUCGACAUUAGGGGCCAAAAAUGGAUGGGUGUAUCGCCCAAAUUACGAGUUCCCCUGGAGACUCGCGCAGGUGGUAGAAGAGGAAGACAACUGGCGUGGAACGUGGGUUUUGGAAGUGAAGGACCUGCAGGCGAUGGACUGGGGUACUACCCGCGUGCCCAAGACCGGUGGUCACGGACGAGGAGGGCGAUAUGAGAGGCAGCCGACGCGCCAUAUGCCUUUUCCGGUCGACGGGGUUGGGUACCGAGAGACGUUGACCGGAGGCCAGGACGACCUGAUGGUGAUGCUUGGGCGGCGAUAA
Messenger RNA from Colletotrichum gloeosporioides, 507 nucleotides. RefSeq lists its product as uncharacterized. Bases 1 to 507 code for a protein of 168 amino acids. The record is from RefSeq and is a predicted model, not a curated record. The transcript has a single exon. Lineage: Eukaryota; Fungi; Ascomycota; Sordariomycetes; Glomerellales; Glomerellaceae.